AUGACAUCUCAGAUUGAACCAACUGCUGCUUCCGUUGUUUCUGCUCCUGAUGGAGGUGCCGCUUUUCAACGUCAUUUCUCAGCACACUGCAAGGAAUACCCAAUAUUACUUUCUACUCGGAACAUGGUGCUUUCCCUUCCAUUAUCCCUGAAAAUUGCUUCUACAGUUGCUCCUCACUUGAGCUCAGUAAGAGAGACACAGCCCAUCAAGACAGUAAUGGACAAAGGUGACCUGAUUGCCGACGGGGCUUUAGGUAAAAUUGACAAGCACAUUCCUAGUCUUAAGACCUUAGAAGUCCAUGACCUCACUGAUCCAGUAACAAGACCAAUCAAUGGCGCUAUCGAUAGCGUCAAGGCCAAAAAUGCUAUAAUUGUUGAUAGCUUACUGAAGAAUCUUGUUGAGCCAUCAGUUAAAACUGUGAACGAAAUUAAAGGCAAAUUUCACUCUACUUUAUAUGAUGCUGAAGGAAAAUGUGUUAUCACUAGUGUAGCAGACCCAAUGGUCGCUCCAGUUAACCAAAAAUUAGAUCAGUUGGUCGAGGCUCAUUACCCAGACAUUAAGAAGGUUCCCAAAGAAGGUCAAUCGAGUGAACUCUCUCGUACAGCCCAAAUUGUGUAUAACUUAGUUACUAGAGCACACAACUCACCGGCAGAGACGUCAGAAGAAAACGAGAGUGCUCCAAAGGUGAAUGAGCAGCCAUCUAAUAGUGAAAUUUGA
This is a messenger RNA of Priceomyces carsonii, 717 nucleotides long. RefSeq lists its product as uncharacterized. Lineage: Eukaryota; Fungi; Ascomycota; Pichiomycetes; Serinales; Debaryomycetaceae. The coding region runs from base 1 to 717 and encodes 238 amino acids. The record is from RefSeq and is a predicted model, not a curated record. The transcript has a single exon.